This is a messenger RNA of Protopolystoma xenopodis, 597 nucleotides long. NCBI's taxonomy places the organism in Eukaryota, Metazoa, Platyhelminthes, Monogenea, Polystomatidea, Polystomatidae. The record is from the annotation of a GenBank genome assembly.
CAGAAUCAGUACACUCAGCAUCAAAAUCUCGACCAGAGACACCAUCACAGCCAUCACCACAGCCACCACUCCCAUCCUCAGCCUCUGCACCAACAACAGACACCAUUGCACUCAAGCCAAGCAACUUCAAUACCUCUUCAUCCUGCCUCCCAUCAUCCAACUUCGUUAUCUCCAACUGCAGCCUACCAGACCUCAGGAGAUCGUCGCAUCACCCAGUCACCCGGAUCCGAUGCUUUACAAUCUCCAUCGUCAAAUGGGGGGCGCCAUGUUACAGCCACGGCACAAUCUUCCCCAUCCUCGGCUGGAGGAUAUCGCACUCCAAGUGGUAGGAUUCCCACUUGUGUGACUGGACAGCCGGGAAUGAGCGAUUCAGAAGCUGGCCAACACGAUAACCCAUGUGUGGAGCUAGUAGACAAAUCAUUAUGGGACAAAUUUCACACACACGGCACCGAGAUGGUGAUCACGAAGAGUGGCAGGAAGAAUUGGUUGGAAGGAAUUCGUGAUAUGGUAUCACCGGAAACGGAAGUAGGAUUGCCGCAUAGGGAAGACUGUGGAAUUGUACGAAGAAGUCAUCGGCGCAUUGUCCUGCGACCCUGA